GUGUCUCAACAGAUGGUUGGGGUUAAAGAGUGUUAUCACAUCGUAGAGAGGAUUAGAGCCGAGAGGUUGUCCUCUUCUUCUUCUCCUUCUUCCAGAGGAGCUGAGCUGUGUGGUCCACCUCUCCUCUCCACUACUCUACCACCAAGACCAGAACUCUGCAUGAGAACAUAAGAGAAGAGGAGACGGGGAGAAAAAAAGAGAUCCUUAUCCUUCUUUCUCACACUCUCACUCCGGCACUCUGCUCUCUUGCCUUCCAGACUCCUCCUCAGAAGUGAGAGCUCCAGUGGGUUUCCUCCCUCCGCCAUGCUGCUGGUGUGUGUGUCCUGGCUGGGCCUGCUGUCCCUGGGUUGGGACCAGGGCUGUUCAGCAUUCAGCACCACCAGAGCCCAGGGAGGCCUGAGGGGACGCAUCCAGAGGGACCGCAGGAACAUUAGGCCCAACAUCAUCCUCAUCAUAACCGACGAUCAGGACACGGAGCUUGGCUCUCUUCAGGUGAUGAAUAAGACUCGUAAGAUAAUGGAAGAUGGAGGCACCUCGUUCACCAAUGCCUUUGUGAGCACGCCCAUGUGCUGUCCGUCGCGCUCGUCCAUGCUGACUGGGAAGUACGUUCACAACCACAACACCUACACCAACAACGAGAACUGUUCAUCGCCGUCCUGGCAGGCCCAGCAUGAACCACGCUCCUUCGCCGUCUACCUCAACAAUACAGGAUACAGGACAGCGUUCUUUGGGAAGUACCUGAACGAGUACAACGGCAGCUACAUCCCUCCUGGGUGGCGGGAGUGGGUGGGGCUGAUCAAAAAUUCCAGAUUUUAUAAUUACACCGUCUGUCGGAACGGUUACAAGGAGAAGCACGGUGCAGAAUAUGCCAAGGACUAUUUCACGGACCUGAUCACCAACGACAGUAUCAACUUCUUCCGGAUGUCCAAGAAGGUUUACCCUCACCGGCCAGUGAUGAUGGUCCUCAGCCACGCUGCCCCCCAUGGCCCAGAGGACUCAGCCCCACAGUACUCAGAGAUGUUCCCCAACGCAUCGCAACACAUCACCCCCAGUUAUAACUACGCCCCAAACAUGGAUAAACACUGGAUCAUGCAGUACACCGGCCCCAUGAGGCCCAUCCACAUGGAGUUCACUAACUUCCUACACAGGAAGAGACUACAGACGCUCAUGUCAGUGGACGACUCUGUUCAGAAGGUAUAUGAGAUGUUGGUAGAGAGUGGAGAGCUGGACAACACCUAUGUAAUCUAUACUGCUGACCAUGGCUAUCACAUCGGUCAGUUCGGACUGGUAAAGGGGAAGUCAAUGCCCUAUGACUUUGACAUCCGAGUACCCUUCUUCCUCAGAGGGCCCAACGUCGAGCCUGGAGCAGUGAACACUCAACUGGUGUUGAACAUUGACCUGGCUCCCACUAUCCUACACAUCGCUGGGCUGGACACUCCUCCAGACAUGGAUGGGAAGUCCAUCCUCCAACUACUAGAGCAUGAGAAAACUGGCAACAGAUUCAAACCCAAUCGGAAACCCAAAGUCUGGAGGGACACAUUCCUAGUGGAGAGAGGUAAACUCCUAAGGCAGAAGGAGGAUGGUGGAGGCAGUCCAACCACCCCUCACACCAACAGCCUUCCCAAGUACAAGAAGGUCAAAGAGGUGUGUCAACAGGCAGAGUUCCAGACGCCCUGCCAACAGCCUGGGCAGAAGUGGCACUGUGUGGAGGAGAUCACAGGAAAGUGGCGUAUCCAGAAGUGUAAGGGAGGUGGUCUGAAGGAAGGCCCCAGGAAGAGGGCCCGGAGCCUGAGGUCCCGCAGCAGCUACGACAGUCGGCAGAGGGACCCUUGCGACUGUGGCCCUGACAGCAGCCUCGACAAACCCUCCAGGUCCGACCGCCCAGGGCGCUCACACCGCCAGUUCCCACCUUCCUCUGGAGGACGAGGCUACAGGCCUCGUUUCGUCCACACAAGAUCCACCAGAUCUCUGUCCGUGGAGUUUGAAGGGCAGAUCUAUGACAUUGACCUUGCGGCAGAUGACCAGUCGGCGGUCAGGAGACGUGUCAUCAGAAAGCGCCACUAUGAGCAGGAGGACCAGGAGUUGGCUCUGGAGUCAGAAGACGGGUCAGAGGAGAUGCUGGCGGACGAUACCAACACCGUGGGGUACCCCAACUCUGUCAAAGUCACACACAAGUGCUACAUCCUGAUGAAUGACACCGUCCACUGUGAGAGAGAGAUCUACUCUUCAUCCAGAGCCUGGAAGGACCAUAAGAGCUACGUGGACCAGGAGAUAGAGGCCCUGCAGGACAAGAUCAAGAACCUGCGAGAGGUCAGGGGUCACCUGAAGAGGAGACGACCUGACGGGUGUGACUGUGGUAAGAACAGCUACUAUAGCAAAGGAGAGAGAAACAGAGAGAAGGCAGAGAGGUUGAAGAACAAGAAUGAUCAGCUCCAUCCCUUUAAGGAGGUUGCCCAGGAAGUGGAUGGGAAGACCCAGCUGUUGAACGAGAUCAGGAGGAAGAAGAAGGAGAGGAAAGAGAGGAAGAGGCAGAAGAAGGGGGAUGACUGUAGUCUACCUGGUCUGACAUGUUUCACUCACAGCAACGACCACUGGCAGACUGCCCCCUUUUGGAACCUUGGAGGGUUCUGUGCGUGCACCAGUUCCAACAACAACACCUACUGGUGUGUGAGGACCAUCAACGAGACACACAACACCCUGUUCUGUGAGUUUGCUACGGGCUUCCUCGAGUACUUUGACCUCAACAACGACCCCUACCAGCUGACCAACGCGGUGUACUCGGUGGACAGAGAGGUGUUGAACGCCCUCCAUGCUCAGCUGAUGGAGAUGAGGAGCUGCCAGGGACACAAGCAGUGUAACCCCCGACCCAAAGGCCUGGACACAACAGCACUCAGCCAGUCUGGGACGGACGAGCGGGUUAAGCUGCCCAACCUGACGGAGGAGGAGGUGGACUGGCGAGGUCUGGAGGAGCUGUAUAGUAGUGUAAACCAGAGCCUGUACCAGUACAGGACUGACUACAGCCUCAGACAGGACGACUGGCACAUCUUCCAGAAGGAUGUAGAUAAUAUGUUUGCACUGAGACACGUUUUAGACUCGAAACUUCAAAACAACGACGACAACCAAACCCAUAAGCUUGACUUAAAGGAUGACCCGGCAUCGGCAACUUCCAUGGCAGAGCAGGGUUCCGGGUCUGGGGCUGGGGGGCUGGAGGAGGGCAGCGGAGGAGAAGGUACGCCCAGCCGGGACAUCUGGCCAGAACCGGUCAUCCUGAAUCGGGCCACAGAGGGAUUACCAGAGACCCCAUGCACUACCCAUCCUGCCCCUAGCACACCCCCACCACCACCUCCUCCAUUAACACCCACACACCCCACACCUCAGAGGUCAGAGGUUAAAGUUCAACUAGAAUCUGUGAAUGACCUCCCUGACGAGACUUAUCCAUUAGACAGACCCCCCAGAGUGGUGUCUGGAAUGUCAGCAGGUCAGAGGAGAGGAGGGGUCAGAGGGGGGGAAGUGGUUGCUGGUGGUGAAGUGUGGUUGGCCCAUCAGCUGGAGGAGGACUGGCUAGCUGGCAAGGGGGAGGGGCUAGUCUUCAGCGGGAACGGGAACAACGGCCUGACUGAGAUGGAGACGCGGCACGACGACCUGCUCCGCACCCACAACAGCCUGGAGAUGGGGCUGGGACUGGGGUCUUACCCAGGCCAGGCCCAGACCCAACAGAGUAGUCUCAUCCAGGGACUGGAGCUGGGACUAGACAAGGAGGAGGAAGAGGACAUAUUCCAAGGCCAGGGCUACCUCCCCCUCUCCCCACAGACACUGAGGCCCAGAGUACAGGCCUCCACCACCACCACUACUACCAGCACUAGGAGCCCGCCUCAGACUCAGACUGGCGCCCCACAGGGGACUGGGGUGGUAGUGCAUAACCCCCAGCUCCAACAGGCACAUCUACAGAUAGAGGUACAGGUCGAGUCCCAUGCCCAGCUCCAGGCCCUGGACUAUGAGGGUAGUGGGUCUCCCCCCCAGCCCUCUUCCAACCACACCCAGUGAGACACAUACGGACAAACGCACGUGCUGGCCUGACAUUGGGCGGCCCAGCCGGUCACCAUAGAGACACAGAGAGACACAGAAACUGGGGGACAUGGAGAGCCAAGAAGGCCAACGAUGAUGCCACCACCUGUCAGUCUGACUUAGAGCUGUAUUAUUCAUGAGUAUUAAAGUUAUUAUUAUUGUUGAUUUUUUUUUUUUACAGGUGCUUCCAUUUAUUAUUAUAAGAACUACAGUGUUAUGUUGUUUUUCCAAAAUAUAUAUUUAGAAAAAGAAAAGCCUUAAUGCAGCUGAAAUUAAUAAAAUAUGGGAAUUUUAAUAAAAGUCCAAGUGGAUAACACCAUUGUUUUAAAUAUAUAUUUUUAACAAUAAAAACAGGUUUUCUAGUCUGAA
Molecule: messenger RNA, 4434 nt
Organism: Oncorhynchus tshawytscha (Chinook salmon)
Lineage: Eukaryota; Metazoa; Chordata; Actinopteri; Salmoniformes; Salmonidae
Gene: sulf1
Product: sulfatase 1
Exons: 19
Coding region: 304-4044 (1246 amino acids)
Cellular component (GO): plasma membrane; cell surface; endoplasmic reticulum
Molecular function (GO): glycosaminoglycan binding; N-acetylglucosamine-6-sulfatase activity
Source: RefSeq, a predicted model, not a curated record